AUGUUUCAAAGAUUAGUCUUCCUUCUCAUCGCUCUUCUGAUUCAAUCUUCUUUCCUUCUUGAGGCUUCCUCUGCUCUCAAGGAAGGAAAGACAUGCAUUCUAAACAAGAACUGUGAUGCUGGACUACACUGUGAAACAUGUCUAGCCAACAAUAACCUGAGACCCAGAUGCUCUCGCAUUCAACCCAUCAAUCCCAUCUCAAAGGUAAAGGGCUUGCCUUUCAACAAGUACUCAUGGUUAACAACACACAACUCGUUUGCUCGGUUGGGUGAAGUAUCAAAGACCGGUUCUGUGAUCUUGGCUCCUACCAAUCAACAAGAUUCAAUCACAAGCCAACUCACUAACGGUGUAAGAGGGUUUAUGCUCGACAUGUACGACUUCGAAAACGAUGUCUGGCUUUGUCAUUCUUUCGAUGGGAUGUGUUUUAAUUUCACGGCUUUUCAACCGGCGGUAAACGUUCUAAGGGAGAUUCAAGUGUUUCUAGAGAAUAACAAGGACGAAGUUGUAACGAUUAUUAUAGAAGACUAUGUGAAAUCUCCCAAGGGUUUAACAAGAGUGUUUAACACGGCAGGGUUACAAAAGUUCAUGUUUCCGGUUAGUAGAAUGCCCAAAAAUGGAGGAGAUUGGCCAACUCUUGACGACAUGAUACGACAAAACCAAAGGUUGCUAGUUUUUACAUCUGAUAGAAGUAAAGAAGCAACCGAAGGAAUCGCAUAUCAGUGGAAGUAUAUGGUUGAGAAUCAAUAUGGAAAUGGAGGGUUGAAAGCAGGAGCGUGUCCAAACAGAGCUCAAUCAGCACCGAUGAGCGAUAAAUCGAAAUCUCUUGUUUUUGCUAACCAUUUUCCAGAUGCACCUGAUUUUGUAGUAGCAUGUAAACAAAACUCUGCUCCUCUGCUUGAAUCUAUCAAGGCAUGUUACCAAGCCGCGGGACAAAGAUGGCCUAACUUCAUAGCAGUCGAUUUCUACAAGAGAAGUGAUGGAGGAGGGGCUCCGCAAGCUGUUGAUGUUACUAAUGGCAAUUUGAUAUGCGGUUGCGAUAAUUUUGCUGCGUGCAAGGCGAACGGGCAGUGUGGAUAAGAGGACAAACUGAGCAACCGGAGACAACUCGCAUGACUCGUUGAUUUACCCAUCAAAGAUGUUGACUUUCUGAGCCACUUGACUUUUCAGUGUACUGCUUAGGUGAUUGAUAUGUUCCAUUAUCCUAAAAUUUCCUAAUCUUAGACGAACCAAUCACUAAACAAUAUGUCUAUAUGACACAAGUAAAUGAAUGUGAAACACUAUUAUUUCUUCAGAGUAUUUUAGCAAUGAGAUUUAUGUCUUAAUUUGUAGGUUUUUUUUUGUGAAAGGGCGUUUUAUAAUAGCUGAG
Molecule: messenger RNA, 1366 nt
Organism: Eruca vesicaria subsp. sativa (arugula)
Lineage: Eukaryota; Viridiplantae; Streptophyta; Magnoliopsida; Brassicales; Brassicaceae
Source: the annotation of a GenBank genome assembly